AUGUUCAGGUUUAGAUGCGCGUUCCUCAAACUUCCGCAAACUCUCUGGAGUCACUCGGUCAGUCAUCAUGUCCAACAAUAACGCUAGCAGCAGCAGUGUGGCUGUGGCGCAGAAAGCCGUCAAACAGCUCAGACUAGAGGCCAAAAUACGACGAAUUAACGUUUCUCAAGCUGCCACAGACCUGAAGAACUUCUGCCUGCAGAACGCCCAUAAAGACCCGCUGCUGUUGGGCGUGCCAUCCAGCGACAACCCCUUCCGCCCGCCCAAGUCCUGCGGCCUCCUCUGAGCGACUCCUGUCUGAUCACGCAUAGGUUACCAACAAACUCCUGUCCUUCUAAAGCACCGUAGAUGCGUUUAGUAAAUGCUUACGCAAUCAUAAUCAUUUUAACAUUUAUCAGGCCGUCCAAGAUGU
Molecule: messenger RNA, 412 nt
Organism: Sinocyclocheilus rhinocerous
Lineage: Eukaryota; Metazoa; Chordata; Actinopteri; Cypriniformes; Cyprinidae
Product: guanine nucleotide-binding protein G(I)/G(S)/G(O) subunit gamma-5-like
Exons: 2
Coding region: 68-286 (72 amino acids)
Biological process (GO): G protein-coupled receptor signaling pathway
Cellular component (GO): heterotrimeric G-protein complex
Molecular function (GO): G-protein beta-subunit binding
Source: RefSeq, a predicted model, not a curated record